Cooperia oncophora is the source of this 180-nucleotide messenger RNA. NCBI's taxonomy places the organism in Eukaryota, Metazoa, Nematoda, Chromadorea, Rhabditida, Trichostrongylidae. The record is from the annotation of a GenBank genome assembly.
AUGGAAGCACCAGGGAUGGGUAUUAAUAACCUCCUGCCAUUUGUAAAGAAUGCUUGUCGGCAGGGUAAUGUGGCAGAAUUCGCAGGAUGUUCGGUGGCCGUCGACGUCAGCUGUUUGUUGCAUAGAGGCCUUUUCGGUUGCGUAGAAAGUAUAGUCCAAGGGAAGAAAACGAAUUUGUAA